GCGGCAACUGUGAAAGGCCUGCAAAUGGAGCUGACAUAUACAUACAAGUCCACCUUAUAGAUUCCACAUUUGUCCUAAUCACUUUGUCCAUCUGCUUCUUACAUCUCAUCUGCCUACUCAAAUCCCUCUCUUCCUCUUGGAUCCUCACUUAAACAAUUCACAAUAAUGCAAUUUGUUUACUCCCCAGCUCAAGAAUCAGUCUCUUUCAGUCUUUUUCCAUUAAUCCAAACCUCAUUUAAUAAUCUUCUUGUUUAUCUUUCAAACCCCAUGUCAUUUUUUGCCUGGAUUUUUCAAUACUUAUUGUUGGGUCUUGUGUUGGGUGGAGGUUGAUCAAGCUGUAUUCACAGCAAAGUUGAAAAAGGGUAUUUUCUUUUGGCCUUUGAAUCUUCUGGCAGAAUUUGGUUCUAAAAGUUAUUCUGAAGUUAGCCUGAAUGGCGAUGUCGUUGGAAGAUCUUCUUGCAAAGGAAGGCUUUAAAAGUAGGAAACUCAAGUCAAUCUCUAGAACUUCUACUUCAUCAGAACCGACAAGCAGACCUCUUUACACAAAUUAUGAUAAUAAUAAAAGUGGUCUUUCACCUGGUGCAACACGUGCAAGGAGAACAGAAAAGACAAAAUCCGAUAUUCCUCGGCUUCAAAGUGAUUUAAUCAAGGAUGUGCGAGCAAUACCCAGAGAUGAUCUUUUUAGAAAGGAGGUUUUAGAUGAAAAUUUAAAGAAGGAAGCCAUGCUGAAACUUAAUAGAAAAAAUUCUUUGCAGUUCAGGGGCAGUAAGAGCUUUGACAUUAGGCGGGCUGCAAUUUUUCCAGAGAGUGAGAUAGUUGAGGCCGAUCUAGAUCAUCACGAGGUUGAUACCGGGUCGCAACAUGAUGAAAGAUAUGCAGAUAUAUAUUCAAAUGAAGUGUUUAGUCCUUCUGGAAGUACAGGUAAGGUUUCAAAUGGAAGUGGAGGAAUCGUGACAGCGAGGAAUAUGUCAGGGAAGAAUUUACAGGACUACAAAAGGCGUGGUAACAAUUCCAACCAAAAUCUGCUUGGGCACGUGAGUUCCAGACUUAAUAACCAUAAAACCAUGAAGCAAACUGAGGCUUCUAGCUACACACCAGACGGAGGAUCACAGAAAAGCAAAAGCUCCAAAGAAAGUAGGCACCGUAGGCAACCAGAGACUGAAGAGGCUCCAGCAGAACCAGCACUUGAUGAAAUUGCUGUCCGAGCCAUGAUUUCUAUCUUAACAGGGUAUAUUAAACGUUUUUUUAUCGACGAGGACUUUAAGGCAUCACUUCGUCACAAUUGUUUUGCUUCCCUUAAUUUUGUUGGGCUGGAAGAAGGCAUUAAUACUGAAAGCAAAGUCAUUGACAAUCUGGAACAAGCGAUAGAAACAGUUGAAAGAGCUGCUGAAGAAUCUGCAACUGCAACUGAGCUGAAAAAGGCGUCUUUGCAUCUCAGUGUCAUUACUGGACUAAAUGCAAAUGAUUUAAAAGAUGGAUUUACUUCAGGCAUUCCCAAUUCUAAGUUGUCAGCAUGUGCCCAUCUUUAUUUAUCUGUGAUUUAUAAGCUUCAGAAGAAAGACAGGAUUGCAGCAAAGCAUCUUCUACAAGUGUUCUGCGAUUCGCCAUUUCCAGCUCGAAUAACUUUAUUGCCUGAGUUAUGGAAUGAUAUAUUUUUUCCUCAUCUUUCGCAUAUAAAGGCAUGGUACAAUCAUGAGGCUGUUUCUCUAGCUGAUGCACCAAGCAAGGAAAUAAAAUUAAAAAUUCUUGAAAAAGUUUAUAAUGAAAUAAUGGACUCUGGUACUUACCAGUUUGCUGCUUAUUACAAGGACUGGCUGACAGAGGGUGUUGAAGCUCCUACUAUUCCCUCUAUCCGUAUUCCUUCCGCAUCAAUUCAGGGAGUUAAUGGGGGAGUUUCAAACAGCAACUACUCGGAUCCGGGUAAUACUCUUAUUCCUUUCUCAUCUCAGCCAAUGCUCAGUCUAAAACUAUAUCAUUCAGAUCUAGGUAGUUUCAAGAAGUCAGGGGCAGAUCAAGUGGUAGACUUUGAAGAAGCAGAAAACUUUGAUAUAAGCAGAAGAAGCUCGACUGCUUCUGUAGUAGAAGAUAAGGAAACAUUAGCAUAUUCGUCUAAUGCUGCUGAUCAUAAGGAAUUAGUAAUCCAACAAAAAAUUGCACACCAUGAAGAUGGACUAACAUCAUGUACCCGAUCUGGUUCUGGUGAGAUAAAUUAUAUUGACAAGUUCGAUGACGCCUAUCAGCUCCAAGUAACAAAUAGUAUCGAUAUGCUUCAAGAACUUCCAUAUACAAAAGUGAACGAGCUUACAAUAAAGAAACUUGCGAAAGCUGUCUUCAGUUUGCCACUGACAGAGGAAUGUCGAAAUGAAAUCAAUUCUUCUCUUUUGACUAACAAAGAUGCACAUUGUUAUAAGCCCUUGGUGCAGGCAAAUCAUCCAAUGUUGUUCCAUCAAGGUUGGAGUGAAAACUCGGACUCUUUUGUUCAUCGGCCUUCUUUCUUAAGCAUCCCUGAGGACUUCAUCUGCCCUCUAAGCGGACUAUGUUUUGAGGAACCCGUCACUUUAGAGACUGGCCAAACUUUUGAGACUGAAGCUCUUAGACAAUGGUUUAAUAAAGGACACAAGACAUGUCCAAUUUCCGGAGUUACUCUAGAGUAUCAAGCUGUGCCCCUCACAAACUUCAUUUUGAAACGUGUUGUUGAUACAUGGAAAUUUGAGCACUGCAGAACUGUAUUGGGUUUUGCUUCCCAGCUAGCAGUGAAUAUAGAAGAUAAGUUCAAGGAUGAAGCAGCUGUUUCCAUUUUUGAGCAUCUUCUUUCUUUUUCUAGUAGAGAUGAAAGAAUUAAAAAUGCCAGGCUCCUUAUCUCUCUUGGAGGACUUGAGUUUCUUAUACGAAGGUUUGGAUCUGGAAACUUGGAAGAAAAAACAAUCAUUGCGGCAUUGUUGUCUCACUGUAUUGAAGCAGACUCUGGUUGCAGAAAUCAUAUAGCUAGAAAUAUAGAAAAAACGUGUUUCGUUGAGCUUCUUCACUGUAAGCAGGCCAAGUCAAUAGCAAAUGCUGUCUCACUACUAAUAGAGCUACUUUUCUUGAACAGGAGGAUGGAUGUUUGCUCUUUCCUAAGCGGCUUAGAAAAUAAGGAAUUGGUGAACACAAUGCAUGUAAUACUUAUUUAUCUCCAAAGUUGCCCCUCUGAUCGAAGGCCUUUGGUUGCAGUUCUCCUUUUACACUUGGACCUUCUGAUAGCUCCAAAAAAGUACAGUAUAUAUCGGGAAGAAGCUGUAGAUGCCAUAGUUGUGGCUCUAGAAAGCAGCUUAACCGACGAUAAGAUUAGAGAAAAUUGCUGCCAUGCGCUCCUUGUCCUGGGAGGGCGUUUCUCUUUGAGUGGGAAGGUAAUGAUAGAGGAUUGGAUCCUAAAGAUAGCUGGUUUUAUUGAUUGUCAUGAACCAGAAUUACUUGAUUCUAAUGAAGACCUACGAGCAGCUAACUGCACCCUGCCGGAUACUGAUGAAGAUCAGGCCAAUGAAGAGUGGUUGAGGAUCUUAUCAGCUUCACUUCUUGAUGAGAAGAAAUCAUUUUUGGAGAAGAUAUCUAUGUGUUUGGGUUCUGGACAGUUAGAUCUGGUGAGGACAUGUCUGACCACAGUAGCAUGGAUGAGUUCCUCAAUUGCUUCAUUGCCGGACUUCAGGAGAUCUGCCUUCUCGCCUCUCAUAUCUCAUCUUAAAGGGGUCUUGGAAAACAGUGAGAGGGUUGAACAUAAAGUACUCGUAUCAAUGUCUUUGCUAAAUUUUAGCACAAUACCAGAAUGCAGGAUCCAGUUAGCUGCUAUUGCACAGGAGUUAGAAUCCCCCCUUCGGAGCCUUGCAGAGGUAACAUGGACAGCAGAGAAACUUUACAUCACACUUUUCGGUGAAAGUCUUUAGUACGACUAGACAAAAUAGACUGCUUCACAUAGUUUUGGUUGGCUGCAUAAACUUCUGGUUUGCGCUUCUACAAAUUAGAAAACCUUUUCUAUAUGUCUUGUACUGUAGAUCUACCUGAUCAUUGUGAUACCCAGACCAUCUUAAAUUCGCCUUGCUACUGUUCCUAGGUUAUUGAGAAGAAUUUAAGGAAUUCAAAUUUUGGAUUGCAAGCCUGACCGAGAGACUAUGAAAUUGUGCAUACCUGUUAUUAUUUCUAAUGUUCACCUUAAAUUUGGUUCAAUGCAUAUAUUUUCUUUAAA
Daucus carota subsp. sativus is the source of this 4216-nucleotide messenger RNA. Its product is annotated as putative E3 ubiquitin-protein ligase LIN. Gene Ontology annotation, molecular function: ubiquitin-protein transferase activity. The transcript has 9 exons. The record is from RefSeq and is a predicted model, not a curated record. Gene Ontology annotation, biological process: protein ubiquitination. Bases 432 to 3917 code for a protein of 1161 amino acids. Lineage: Eukaryota; Viridiplantae; Streptophyta; Magnoliopsida; Apiales; Apiaceae.